GGCGAAGUCGCGAGCGGAUGCUGCCCGCGCUGGACGACAGGCGGUCGGGGAGAAUCGGAUCAGCCCGCGCCGGAGGAGGCUCGGCCGCCGGGGGACAAGGGUAUCCCCCACCUGAAGACGAGCAGGGUUCUGAGUGAUGCUUCUGAGCUGAGUGCCCGUGACCAGCCCAAAGAGCUCCACGGCACCCCCUUUCCCGAUGGAGAAAGGACUUGCUUUGCCCCAGGACUUCCGGGACUUCCUGUACAGCCUGAAGAUGAGAAGCAAAUACGCCCUGUUCCUGGCUUUUGUGGUGGUAGUUUUUGUCUUCAUUGAAAAGGAAAAUAAAAUCAUAUCGAGGGUCUCCGACAAGCUGAAGCAGAUCCCCCAGUCCCCAGCGGAUGCCAACAGCACGGACCCAGCCCUGUUGCUGGCUGACAACGCGUCCUUUCUGUCCCUGAGCGAGCUGGAUUCGGCCUUCUCCCAGCUGCGGAGCCGCCUGCACAACCUCAGCCUGCAGCUGGGCGUGGAUCCAGACGCAGAGGCCACCAGGGAGGAGGAGGAGCACCCAUCCCAGCUGGCUGCCUCGGGGCACCGGCGCCACGUGCUGCUCAUGGCCACCACCCGCACGGGCUCCUCGUUCGUGGGUGAGUUCUUCAACCAGCAGGGCAACAUCUUCUACCUCUUCGAGCCGCUGUGGCACAUCGAGCGCACGGUGUCCUUCGAGCCGGGGGGCGCCAACGCCGCGGGCUCUGCGCUGGUGUACCGCGACGUGCUCAAGCAGCUCUUCCUGUGCGACCUGUACGUGCUGGAGCACUUCAUCAGCCCGCUGCCCGAGGACCACCUGACGCAGUUCAUGUUCCGCCGCGGCUCCAGCCGCUCGCUGUGCGAGGACCCGGUGUGCACGCCCUUCGUCAAGAAGGUCUUCGAGAAGUACCACUGCAAGAACCGCCGCUGCGGGCCCCUCAACGUCACGCUGGCCGCCGAGGCCUGUCGCCGCAAGGAGCACAUGGCGCUCAAGGCCGUGCGCAUCCGCCAGCUGGAGUUCCUGCAGCCGCUGGCCGAGGACCCGCGGCUGGACCUGCGCGUCAUCCAGCUGGUGCGCGAUCCCCGGGCCGUGCUGGCCUCCCGCAUGGUGGCCUUCGCCGGCAAGUAUGAGACCUGGAAGAAGUGGCUCGCCGAGGGCCAGGACCGGCUGAGAGAGGAGGAGGUGCAGCGGCUGCGGGGCAACUGCGAGAGCAUCCGCCUGUCGGCAGAGCUGGGCCUGCGACAGCCCGCCUGGCUGCGCGGCCGCUACAUGCUGGUGCGCUACGAGGACGUGGCGCGCAGGCCCCUGCAGAAGGCGCGCGAGAUGUACCGCUUCGCCGGCAUCCCGCUGACCCCGCAGGUGGAGGACUGGAUCCAGAAGAACACGCAGGCGGCCCGCGACGGCAGCGGCAUCUACUCCACGCAGAAGAACUCCUCCGAGCAGUUUGAGAAGUGGCGCUUCAGCAUGCCCUUCAAGCUGGCCCAGGUGGUUCAGGCCGCCUGUGGGCCCGCCAUGCGCCUCUUCGGCUACAAGCUGGCCAGGGAUGCCGACUCCCUUACCAACCGCUCCGUCAGCCUGCUGGAGGAGCGGGGCACUUUCUGGGUCACGUAGGGGGCUUGGGGCCCUCUGGACCCCUCCUUGU
This is a messenger RNA of Castor canadensis (American beaver), 1646 nucleotides long. It is a transcript of the gene Chst3, whose product is annotated as carbohydrate sulfotransferase 3. Gene Ontology annotation, cellular component: Golgi membrane. Lineage: Eukaryota; Metazoa; Chordata; Mammalia; Rodentia; Castoridae. Gene Ontology annotation, molecular function: chondroitin 6-sulfotransferase activity; N-acetylglucosamine 6-O-sulfotransferase activity. Gene Ontology annotation, biological process: N-acetylglucosamine metabolic process; carbohydrate metabolic process. The record is from RefSeq and is a predicted model, not a curated record.